Messenger RNA from Tachyglossus aculeatus (Australian echidna), 3779 nucleotides. RefSeq names its product forkhead box L2 (gene FOXL2). NCBI's taxonomy places the organism in Eukaryota, Metazoa, Chordata, Mammalia, Monotremata, Tachyglossidae. The record is from RefSeq and is a predicted model, not a curated record. Gene Ontology annotation, molecular function: RNA polymerase II cis-regulatory region sequence-specific DNA binding; DNA-binding transcription factor activity, RNA polymerase II-specific. The transcript has a single exon. Bases 126 to 1223 code for a protein of 365 amino acids. Gene Ontology annotation, biological process: regulation of transcription by RNA polymerase II; anatomical structure morphogenesis; cell differentiation.
CCUGGGCGAGGAGAGAGGUGUCCGGGCGAGGAGAGAGUCCGGGCCCGGCCCCCUCCGCCCCUGCCUGGGUGGGCAGGCAGGCAGGUUGGGCAUCCCCCGUCUGCCCCCCAGGGCUCCCGGCCGCCAUGGCCAGCUACCCGGAGCCGGAGGACGACGACCCCGUGGGCGGGCUGGGCCAGGACGCCGCGGCCGCGGCCGCCUCCGCCGCCGCCUCCUCCGCCCUGGUCGUCAAGGAGGCGGAGGGCAAGGACCGUCGGAGCCCGGGUGGCGGGGCCGGGGGCGGCGGCGGGGGGGCCGAGAAGCCGGACCCGGCGCAGAAGCCCCCAUACUCCUACGUGGCCCUGAUCGCCAUGGCCAUCCGCGAGAGCGCCGAGAAGCGGCUGACCCUGUCCGGGAUCUACCAGUACAUCAUCGGCAAGUUCCCCUUCUACGAGAAGAACAAGAAGGGCUGGCAGAACAGCAUCCGCCACAACCUCAGCCUCAACGAGUGCUUCAUCAAGGUGCCCCGCGAGGGCGGCGGGGAGCGCAAGGGCAACUACUGGACGCUGGACCCGGCCUGCGAAGACAUGUUCGAGAAGGGCAACUACCGCCGCCGCCGCCGGAUGAAGCGCCCCUUCCGCCCGCCCCCGGCCCACUUCCAGCCGGGCAAGGGGCUGUUCGGGGGAGUGGUGGGCACGGUGGGCACGGUGGGCGCCGUGGGCGCCGGGGCGCCGGGCGGCGGGGCCGACGGCUACGGCUACCUGGGGCCGCCCAAGUACCUGCAGCCCGGCUUCCUCAACAACUCGUGGCCCCUGGCGCAGCCCCCCGCGCCCGUGCCCUACGCCUCCUGCCAGGCGGCCGGUGCCAACGCCAAGGGGCUGGGCCCGGCCCCGGGGCCCUACGGGCCCUACCCGCGGGUGCAGGGCAUGGCCUUGCCGGCCGUGGUCAACUCCUACAACGGCAUGGGGCACGCGCCGCACCCCCAUGCCCACCACCACCCCCAUGCCCACCACCACCACCACCCCCAUGCCCACCACCACCACCCGGCCGCCCCGCAGCUCAGCCCCGCCAGCCCCGCCGCCGCCCCUUCCCCGGCCUCGGCCGCCCCCUCCCCUGCCAACGGGGCGGCCCCCGCCGGGCUCCAGUUCGCCUGUGCCCGCCAGCCGGACCUCUCCGUCAUGCACUGUGCCUACUGGGACCACGAGGGCAAACACGGCUCCUUGCACUCCAGGAUAGACAUCUGACGGACGGGGACUUUUUUUUCCCCCUCUCCCCGACCCCCCACCCGCGCUGACCUCGCCCCCCUCCCCCUACAACGCGGAGCGGCCCCUCUGCCCUGCUGCCCCGCUCGGACGGCCCGGUGCCAACCGGGGGCAGGGCCCCCAACCCAACCCCGCUCCAACGUUCGCUCCGACUCGGUGGUUCAGGGCUGAGAAACGGGCGAGGCCGCAAAUCGUCUCAAGGUCUGUGUGCGGGGGCAGGAGGGGGCGGGUGUAAUGGUUGGCAUGCUCCUUUGUCACUUUGGUUCCAGGAAAAAAAAAAAAACCCACCACCAAAAAGCCCUCGGAGGCCCCCCUCUUCUCCCAUCUGGGGAGAGAGAGAGAGCCUGGCAUUCGGAUUCGGCUUCCCUCCUCUCCUCCCGACCUCCUCUUCCCUAAAAGCAAACAGGCCAAACGACACAAGUCGGGGCGUCUUUCUGCCCCCGUCUUUGGGGGACAGCACCUAAGGAGUUCAGGGAGUGAGGGGCAGAGUGUUUGGCACAUAGUAAGCGCGGAAAAUAAAACCACCAUCAAAAAACCCUCGGAGGCCCCCCUCUUCUCCCAUCUGGGGAGAGAGAGAGAGCCUGGCAUUCGGAUUCGGCCUCCUCUCCUCCCGACCUCCUCUUCCCUAAAAGCAAACAGGCCAAACGACACAAGUCGGGGCGUCUUUCUGCCCUGGUCUUUGGGAGACAGCACCUAAGGAGCUCGGGGAGUGAGGGUCAGAGUGUUUGGCACAUAGUAAGCGCGGAAAAUAAAACCACCAUCAAAAAACCCUCGGAGGCCCCCCUCUUCUCCCAUCUGGGGAGAGAGAGAGAGAGCCUGGCAUUCGGAUUCGGCUUCCCUCCUCUCCUCCCGACCUCCACUUCCCUAAAAGCAAACAGACCAAACGACACAAGUCGGGGCGUCUUUCUUUCCCGGUCUUUGGGGGACAGCACCUAAGGAGCUCGGGGAGUGAGGGUCAGAGUGUUUGGCACAUAGUAAGCGCGGAAAAUAAAACCACCAUAAAAAAACCCCUCGGAGGCUCCCCUUUUCUCCCAUCUGGGGAGAGAGAGAGCCUGGCAUUGGGAUUCGGCUUCCCUCCUCUCCUCCCGACCUCCUCUUCCCUAAAAGCAAACAGACCAAACGACACAAGUCGAGGUCUUUGGGGCACAGCACCUAGGGAGCUCAGGGAGUGAGGGGCAGAGUGUUUGGCACAUAGUAAGCGCGGAAAAUAAAACCACCAUCAAAAAACCCUCGGAGGCCCCCCUCUUCUCCCAUCUGGAGAGAGAGAGAGAGAGCCUGGCAUUCGGAUUCGGCUUCCCUCCUCUCCUCCCGACCUCCUCUUCCCUAAAAGCACACAGACCAAACGACACAAGUCGGGGCGUCUUUCUUUCCCGGCCUUCGGGGGACAGCACCUAAGGAGCUCAGGGAGUGAGGGGCAGAGUGUUUGGCACAUAGUAAGCGCGGAAAAUAAAAACCACCAUAAAAAAAUACCCUAGGAGGCCCCCCUCUUCUCCCAUCUGGGGAGAGAGAGAGAGCCUGACAUUCGGAUUCGGCUUUCCUCCUCUCCUCCCGACCUCCUCUUCCCCAAAAGCAAACAGACCAAACGACGCAAGUCGGGGCGUCUUUCUGCCCCGGUCUUUGGGGGACAGCACCUAGGGACUCAGGGAGUGAGGGGCAGAGUGCUUGGCACAUAGUAAGACCUUAACAAAUGUCGUCAUUAUUAAGACAGUACCCUUCCCCUCUCCCCAUGUGAAUCUGUCUCUCUGGAGACAGCCGUCCCUCUGGAGACAUCAGAUUCUCCAUAAAUCUGUGUACAUGCAUAUACCCAGAUAUAUGUAUGUAUAUAGUCCUAAACGGCUCAGCGAGUGGUUGGUUGCACUUCUUCGAUAUUCUGUCAGAGCAGGACUCUCGGGGGUUUCCGAGAGAGACGUGAGACUUGCUUUGAUUCUGCGGCAGGAACGACGGUUCCUUCAAACCAAGGCAAUAUUUUUUCUUUAAAAAAGUCCACCAGGUAAACCUGUGUGAUGCGUGGUCGCACUAGGGUUUGUUAGAGUAGAAAAAAAUGGGGGCGGGUGAUGUAUAUAAUCGUCCAUUCUGUGAGAUUUUGAGAAGCGCUGCAGGCCUCUAAAAAAAGUGGUGCACGGGAGGUUCGGAUUCUGAAAGACGGCUGCUAGUCGGAUUUGGAAUCGGGCUUUCUCCAAGCGAGUAAAAAAUUAAUUUCAUCUUCUGACCUAAGCCCCUGGCCCCCUCAAAAAAAGGAUUCGUUGGUAGUUGAUUGUUGUUUUGGGUCUUAACUGCUUUGGACUGCUCAACCUUCUUUUUAUUUUUUUAAUUCCUCAAACCAUCUUGAUUUCUCCAGCCUUGGAUAGAGUAAUGUGAAAAACAGAAGUGUUAUAACUAUUCGGGGCCAGGUCCUAGCGAUCGUAUUCAUGUUUGUGUAAAUUCAUAGAUAGUGUUGCCUAGUACCAUUUCGGGGACCAACUUUUCUAGAGUGAACUAUAGCACUUUUGUUGUAUUUUCUAGCAUUGUAAAUUCUUUAAUAAAAUGUUUUUUCUUUAA